This is a messenger RNA of Tripterygium wilfordii, 2515 nucleotides long. RefSeq names its product pentatricopeptide repeat-containing protein At2g20540-like. Lineage: Eukaryota; Viridiplantae; Streptophyta; Magnoliopsida; Celastrales; Celastraceae. The record is from RefSeq and is a predicted model, not a curated record. Gene Ontology annotation, biological process: RNA modification. The transcript has a single exon. Gene Ontology annotation, molecular function: protein binding; RNA binding. Bases 851 to 2425 code for a protein of 524 amino acids.
AAUUUUAGAGUUGUAUUUAACAAAUAUUACGGUAUAUUUAAUCCUUCCCUUUACGAAAACAAACGAAGAUCUCAACAAUCUAAGUAAUCAAAAACUCAUACAUUUAUGGAAGACCCAUUGAAAUCUCAUUUCUUGAUUUAUGAUCAACUCCACUCUCAGGCACAGGACCCUUCUCGUUCAAUCCUUCUAUGUCGUCUUCCUAUACUGGUUCUACGUCUUUUCAUGAACUUACUCACUCUUCCUUGAUUAAUUUCCUCUGAUUCAAUCCAAAAUAACACCACAUCUUCAUCUGGGUCUUCUUCAAUCUACUAAUCUCCAUUUUGCACCAUUAUUUCUUCCUGAUUUUGAUUUGGUUAUGCCUUCUUCUAGUGGGACAUCUUCUUCAGGAUUUAGCAUGCUUAGGAACUCAAGUUCAGACAAGGAUCUGAGCAGAUCAUGGACCGAGAAAGCACAAGAGAAUGCUCUCCAAUCGAGAGUCUGCUCAGAGGGCUUGUCAGAAAAGCAAAAAACACUGACAAUCUGAUGGAGCAGGUGGAUCAAAGCUAGUGAGAGGGUGGUGUGUGAUAAUCCUAUACUUGGAAAAAUACAAAGGAUCAUCAGAGUUAAAUUGACCAAAAUUGAGUUAGAAAAUAGAGGGGUGCAAAUAAAAGUCACCUACUCUCCACCGAUUUGAACUCUCCAGCUUAAGCACAUUCAUCCGCCAAGCCUACAGAUGUAACUAAUUGAGUUAAUUGCUCGGUCUUUCAAGACCUCCCUCUUACCAAAUAAUCCAUCCGAAAAGUUGGAGCUAACUAUUAGUCGAACAGAUCUUAAACAAGAUGUGGUAGAACUCAAUAGUCCUCAUGAGGCGAUGUUGAGUGGCAGCAGCAGAAGUAGUAGAAUCCUCCAUCUGCUAGAGAAAUGCAAGAGCAUGCCACAAUUAAAGCAAGCUCAUGCGCAGACAGUCGCAUGCGGGCUUGCGCAUAACAGCUUUGCCUUGAGCAGGAUUUUAGACUUCUGCGCUGACCCGCAUCAUGGAAGCAUUACCCACGCAUAUAAGCUCUUCCAGCACAUUCCAGACCCCACCAUCUGCAUAUGCAACACAAUGAUCAAAGCCUUCUCCCUAAGAAAUCAACUCAAGAACUCUGUUCUUGUAUACUCAAACAUGUUACAAAAUGGCAUGUACCCUGACAAUUAUACUCUGCCUUAUUUGUUGAAGGUCUGUGCUAGGCUACAAACUUGCUGUGUGGGAGAAUCAGUACAUGGGCAUUGCUUGAAAUUGGGCUUUGUGUUUGAUAUUUUUGUGGGUAAUUCUUUGAUCCUAAUGUAUUGUGGGUUUAACAAAUUGAAGGAUGCACGGUACGUGUUUGAUGAAAUUCCUAGGUUAAGUGCUGUGUCGUGGACAGUUAUGAUCUCUGGAUAUGCAAAAGUGGGUGAUGUCAACACUGCAAGAUUGUUCUUUGAUGUGGCACCAGUUAAGGAUAGAGGGAUAUGGGGUGCCAUAAUCUCUGGAUAUGUGCAAAAUAAUCGUUUUAAGGAGGGUUUGUAUAUGUUCCGUUUGAUGAUGCAAUCGACCGAUAUAGAGCCUGAUGAGGCCAUAUUUGUGAGCAUUCUUUGUUCUUGUGCUAACUUAGGUGCUCUGGAUACUGGGAUAUGGAUCCAUACGUACUUGGAUCGGCUUGGACUGCCUUUGAGUGUGCGAUUGGUCACUAGUAUGAUUGACAUGUAUUGUAAAUGUGGAGAUUUUGAGUGUGCUAAGAAACUGUUUGAUGGUUUGUCACAAAGAGAUACUACUUGCUGGAAUGCAAUGAUUUCUGGGAUGGCAAUUCAUGGAGAUGGAGAGGGUGCACUGAAGUUGUUUUCGGAGAUGGAGGACGCUGGGGUCAAGCCAGAUGACAUCACAUUCAUUACCCUUUUUUCUUCCUGUAGUUAUUCUGGCAUGGUCUCUGAGGGUUUAAGGAUAUUAGAUAGAAUGUGCAAUGUGUAUAGCAUCCAACCUAAGAGUGAACACUAUGGGUGUUUAGUCAACCUGCUUUCCACAACUGGGCAUUUUGAAGAAGCAAAAGAAAUCAUUUUACGCAUACCUGAUUCAAGCUUCGCUUCAGAGGAAGCAGUGGCCUGGAGAGCGUUGCUGAGGGCAUGUUGCGAUCAUGGACAAAUGCAGUUAGCAGAGGCUGCUGCUGAGAGACUUAUGCAGUUACAAAGCCAUAGCGGGGCUUAUACUCUGCUUGCAAAUCUCUAUGCAGCUGCUGGGAAACAUGAUGAUGCUGAAAGAGUAAGGAAUGUGAUGAAAAGCAAAAGGGUGGACAAGGCACCGGGUUGCAGCUCGGUUUCAAUCAAUGGAAUGGUCCAUGAUUUUAUUUCAGGUAAGAAAACCCAGUUUGGAAUUGUCCAUGACUGUUACGCCUUAUGUUCAUUAAACAUGAUGAGUUUUUUUGGUGCCUAAUCACACCAUGAUUUGGUUGGUGGCUACCUUCCCUAAAAAUAUGCAAAACUUCAAUUUCCACAUACGUAUUUUGUCUAUAUUCAGUUUAAG